Kickxella alabastrina is the source of this 764-nucleotide messenger RNA. RefSeq lists its product as uncharacterized. The record is from RefSeq and is a predicted model, not a curated record. Bases 134 to 622 code for a protein of 162 amino acids. The transcript has a single exon. NCBI's taxonomy places the organism in Eukaryota, Fungi, Kickxellomycota, Kickxellomycetes, Kickxellales, Kickxellaceae.
CGGUAGUCGCAAAGAAAUGGCAAGCUUCUAUUCAGUCUAUCCUUUCCUUUCCUUUCCUUUAUGCAUAUUUACAAUUCAAUAAUAACAAUUUUAAUAUCCAAGAAUCUUAUUUUGUAGUAGUAACUUUGCAACAAUGAAGCUUUUGCGCGGAUUAACAGUAUUAUCAAUCAGCAUUUUGUCAGUGGUUGCCCUGGGUGGCUCCAAAGAAAGUUCACUGGAUCACAUCGAGGUUGAGCGUGUCAGAAGAUUGGCUAAUGCGUUGAACGUAUCUGACUCGGGCACACAGGGCAUGCUCAAGGUGGCCGGGGAUGCUAAGCGGGAGUUUCCACAUCUUUUGCGGCUAGUGGAUGACGUUCUCGAGCACAACAUAGUUAAGCGUGUGGUUGACCCCGUAGUUGACCGGCUCCUUCCAACCGUAGCGCAUGUGGUUAAUCCUGAACAUGUGUACAGGUUUGCCGAUAAUGCCGUUAAUGCCGGUUUCGAGGUUACAGACGGCUUGCUGCGCGCAGUAUUUGGGAGGGAAUCUGGGCUGGGAGACAUCUUGCAUCGCCCGCGUCCAAAGAAACCAGCUAUGGCUAUACCUACAGCAUCCAGUCUGAGGCAAAUGAUGCAAACAAUGUAAAGCUUGUACUGCCGUAGUAGUACUUAUUUGUUAUAUGUCUUUAAGGUAAUUUAAGUUUUCAACAUUUACCGAACUCUCACAAUGACUCUUGUAGCAAUUUUCUAAUUUUACAAAAGUGUAUAUCAAUAUACGUCAUUUCUCA